Messenger RNA from Syzygium oleosum, 3641 nucleotides. RefSeq names its product protein CDI. The transcript is spliced from 3 exons. Bases 274 to 1032 code for a protein of 252 amino acids. The record is from RefSeq and is a predicted model, not a curated record. NCBI's taxonomy places the organism in Eukaryota, Viridiplantae, Streptophyta, Magnoliopsida, Myrtales, Myrtaceae.
CUAUCUCAUAAAUACCCCCCCACGAGAAUCGCGGUAGAAGCAGCGAAGAAGCAAACGAAGAAGAAACGAAGAAGAAACGAGAAGCAAGAAGAAGAAGAAGCGACUCCCCCGCUCGUUUCGCUCUCGAUCUGCUCCGCCGCCGCCGUAGUCUUCCCAGGAAUUUCUACCCAUCUAGAUCUCUUUUUUGUUCACGGCACUGUCUGUUAAUCGGCAAGCUGGAAAUCUUGGAUCCCGUCCAAAAGGCUCCAAAUAGUUGAGGAAAUCUCCAGGGAGAUGACGAACAGCGUUGCUAAUGGUGCUACUAUCAACAAUUCACUGGAGAAGCCCUUCAAGAUCUUCAUCGGGUACGAUCCACGCGAGGACCUUGCUUAUGAGGUCUGCUGCUACUCUAUUCUGAAGAGAUCAUCGAUUCCUCUUGAGAUUAACCCCAUCAAGCAAUCUGAAUUGAGGAAGAAUGGCUUGUAUUGGCGGGAGAGGGGGAAGCUCGAGAGCACUGAGUUCUCAUUCAGUCGGUUCUUGACUCCACAUCUGGCUAAUUACGAUGGUUGGGCAAUGUUUGUGGACUGUGAUUUUCUCUAUUUAGGGGACAUCAAAGAAUUGAGGGGACUGGUGGAUGAUAAAUAUGCUGUAAUGUGUGUUCAACAUGAUUAUACGCCUAAAGAAACCACAAAGAUGGAUGGAGCCGUGCAAACGGUCUAUCCCAGGAAAAACUGGUCUUCAAUGGUAUUGUAUAAUUGUGGACAUCCCAAAAACAAGGUGUUGACACCUGAGGUGGUGAAUACCCAGACAGGUGCUUAUUUGCACAGGUUUCAGUGGCUUGAUGACGAUGAGAUUGGCUCGAUACCGUUUGUGUGGAAUUUCCUUGUGGGGCAUAACAAGGUUGUCGAAAAUGAUCCCAGUACGUUCCCUAAAGCCAUACAUUACACCCUUGGAGGUCCGUGGUUCGAAGCUUGGAAGAACUGCGAGUUUGGAGAUUUAUGGACCAAAGAGUCGGAAGAGUAUCAGAAGGAGGCCAAAGCCAAAGUCGAAUAGCUGUGUACUAAGAUUAAUUUACUAUGAUUAGUCAAGGUCGUGAUGAUGCUUCAUUCUCAUUACUUGAUAAAUUUUUUAUUUCAUUCUGGCCUGAAGAUGCUAAUUCUGUUAGCAAUUACUAAUGUGGAGUGUUGCUGGCAUAUGCCACACUUUAGAUGUUCUUAAGUAUCUACAAUUUUUUAAUUGUAGUAGAUGAGUGUGAUGUGAUAGCAUUUAUAUAACUAUUCAAUAAAUCUUAAGAUGAUUUCAGUAUUCGAUGAGAAAUUUAUGACUUGUGAUGGUUUUUGCUAACAACAGAUGCAUCUUCCCCCUCUCGCUUGGCAGAUGAUUAACAUUUUUGCCACUUGCGACUCACCUAAUUUUGCAAGUGAUGCCUAGCUCUGCUUAUGUAGAGCUACAGAUAUUGUCAUAAUGCUUUUCGCUGCAUAUUUUGGCUCCCCUUUUCCUAUGUGGUCUGUCGAUUGCCCAAGACAAACUAGACAUGUUUGAUUACCCGUGUAUGAAAGUUCUCCUACUACUUUAGUAAAGUUGAAGCUGUAAAAUUCCAAUAUAUCGUAAAGAUCUGUCUUCGUGCUUGCAUUCUGUGAGCAUUCUCUUUAUUAAUCAUUCUCAAUCCUCCUUGGCUUGCCGAAAAAUGUUGCUGCAGAAGUUAGAUGUUGCUUUUCAUUGCUUUUUCUAGUCUCUCCCGAAGUUAUUACUUCAUUAGACCGGGAAUGGCGUUGUUCUCUCUCUUCUUGUGAUCAAUUUUCCCGGAACGUACUCUUCCUUAUCGCUGUGGGAUAUGUUGAUGCUUAAGCAUUCAUGCCUGCCUAGAUGGAUAUUAAUCAAAAGUCAAUGCUUUAUAUAUUUUUCUCAAAGUUGGUACGUCUGUCGAGUUCAUGAUAUAAACUCAGAGCAUCAAUGUUUUGGUCAAUUACCAACCAUUUGACAGCAAUCCACUUUACACGGUUAACAAAACUUAGUCCUGAUGCUCGGUUCAGAUAUAAGGGAUCAUGAUUGCAUGUUUGUUUCCUUUUUGGUCAUCCUGAUCCCUAUAGUUCAGCUGAAGCUGAAACUUUCCUUCUUUUCCUUUGCUUUUGGACCAAGUUCAAGCUCAAGGAUGGUCACAUUCAGGGAAAGUAGGAAUGAUGACCGUUUAAUGUUGUUCCUCUCGUUGAUUUGGCAGUCACUAUCAACAAUUUGCCCGUCUCUGGUACCAUUUUGCCUCAGAAAUGGAUAGACUAAUAUACUCCAUCUUGUAACUACUCUGAAUUUUGCCGAUAGUUUCAGCUAUUUCUUCUCUUUUGAUCCUGCAAAUAUGCUUUCAAGGUCUAUCAAUGCAUUUGCUCUGCGUCGACGGGCUGAGCUAGCUGUAUCUGUCCAAUGUGAUCUUGCCAUUUCAUUGAGGACCGACUAAUUUAGCGCGAUGUCUGUGAUGUGGGGUCGGACAAUGCCAGUGUUGUUGGUCCCCCUGAAGCUGAAACUCGACAGUAGAUGCUGAAAUUGAGUAAAUGUUUGCGGUAUAGCGAUGGAUAAGGAUUUAAGUUAUUGGCAGUUGGUCACGGGCAGCCUUCAAUCAUUAGUGUAUUUGUUACCGGCUAAUUGUUUCUGAACUUCUCAAGGGGGAAUGCCUUAAAAAAAAGGAAUAAUAAAGGGAAAAGAAAAAACGAAAGAAAAGGUCAAACCACGUAUCGAUAAGAAACUCUUUAGACACCUUUUCAUGUGAUGCACGCAAUGGUCCCAUAUGUGGUGGUUGCACUUGCAUCUCGGCCUUCCAUCGCGGGUCUCGAGUGCCCCCCACACCGAUCGAUGGUCGCGGUAGUCGCGUCGUGAUGAUCCGAGCCCGGCAUCUCUCAUGCUAUGAUCACGUGUCUCCUCCGUGGAUAUCAACAUAACCUCACAUGGAUUGGAUCGGGCUGCCGAGCGGACAGGUGUCUCUCUGUAAGCACCUUUCUGGGGGGCGGCAAUGUCGAAAUGCCCAUGACUGUUAGUUGGAAGCAUCAAUCCAAGUGGUGGGGCAGAUGGAAAGGGACCCAUGAGCCAUUCCUACUCCCCCCCCUUACGAUCACGAUGAAUGGAAUCAUUCGGUGCAGGUGCGGUCUGCAUCUAAUCCUUGAAAGGAACGACUCUGUUUCGUCGGCAGCAGGAGAAAAGGUAUCGACUCUGUUCUGCAGCAUAUAAAGCUGCUCUGAUAGAACAGGAGCCAGUUCAUCAUUUCUCCGAGUUUCGUUCUCUGCCCACUCUCGGACUUGGCAACAAUCAUGGAGGGCGCACCGGAUGCUCAGGAGAUGUCGUACUUCGAUCAUGUUCAGAAGCGUAACGAGGAGAAGGGCUGCCUAUAUGCAUGUUUGUUCACGCUGUGCUGCUGCUGUUGCUGCUUUGAGACUUGCGAGUGCUGCUUGGAGGCUAUCUGCUGUUGCUGCUAGUUUAACCAAGAAUUGUUCCUUCAUUAUGGAAAGACAAUAAUGUUUGAAAAGACCAUAUUUCUUCUGUGUGCAGUCGUUUGGAGAUUUCAUUAUCCAAUAAUUGGUCAUGUAAAUGGGUUUACCAAAUUGAAGGGUGCGUGAUUCGAGGUCUGUAAUAACAUGAACGUGUUUGUUUGAUAUUCCUCCCAGAGUUCCUUUCUCUUA